CAAAAAAAAAAAAAACGAAGUAUGCAGAAGAGAGAGCAGGGUAAAUCAUGUGGUGCGGCGGCUGGCAACGGCACGCCACCACCGAAGAGAGGCCGACCAUUUGGAAGCACAGCUGCUAGCGUAGCCUCCGCCUCCGCCGCUGAUUCAGUGGCUCCGUCCACUCUCCUCGGUCCUUCCCUCCAAGUCCACAACUCCUUCUCUGUAGAACAGAACAAUAAAAGGAUAGUUCUAGCGCUUCAAAGUGGGUUGAAGAGUGAGUUAACUUGGGCUUUGAACACACUCACAUUGCUCUCUUUCAAAGAGAAAGACGAUAUCCGUAAAGAUGCCUGCUUGGCCAAAAUUCCGGGCUUGCUCGAUGCUCUUCUUCAAAUUAUAGACGAUUGGCGUGAUAUAGCACUGCCUAAGGAACAUAGAAAGGGACACAGGGCUAGAACAUUGGGUGCAAAUUCUGUUGUAACAGGAUUUGGCAAUGAGUAUGAGGCAUUGGGAUCGAAUACCUUGCUGCCGCAGUCUGGUUUGGGGUCAGGUUCUUCUGCUGCUGAAAUACCUGGGCAAAAGAAUACAAGCAAACGCCGUCGUUCGGAGUGGUGGCUUGAUGAAGAUGGUUUAUUUAAUCUGGAUGAUGAGGGUCGAGCAGAGAAACAGCAGUGUGCUGUUGCGGCUUCUAACAUUAUACGCAACUUUUCUUUCAUGCCAGAGAAUGAAAUUGCCAUGGCUCAACAUCGGCAUUGCUUGGAAACUGUUUUUCAGUGUAUAGAAGAUCACAUCAUAGAGGAUGAGGAGCUCGUCACAAAUGCUAUUGAGACAAUUGUAAAUUUGGCCCCCUUGCUUGACCUUCGAAUUUUUAGUUCUCCAAAGCCAUCUUACAUUAAAAUAACAGAAAAAAGUGCAGUUCAAGCUAUAAUGGGGAUGCUAGGAUCUCCCGUCAAAGCCUGGCACUGUGCGGCUUCAGAAUUUCUUGGGCGCAUGAUUAUAAACCCCGAUAAUGAACCUCUCUUCCUCCCUUUUGUUCCCCAGAUGUACAAGCGAUUGGUAGAUAUUUUGAGCUUGCAAGCAUUUGAUGCACAAGCUGCUGCCAUUGGUGCACUCUAUAACCUUGUUGAUGUCAACAUGGACUGCAGGUUGAAGCUAGCUAGUGAGAGAUGGGCUGUUGAUCGUAUGCUGAAAGUGAUCAAGACACCACAUCCAGUGCCAGAAGUCUGCCGGAAAGCUGCAAUGAUAAUAGAGCACCUUGCAUCUGAUCCUCAGAACCGGAUUUCGCUGCUAGCUUAUGAAAAUUCUUUUGCUGAGAUACUCUUUUCAGAUGGUAGACAUUCUGAUACCUUUGCGAGAAUUUUGUUUGAACUGACUUCAAAACCAAACAACAAAAUUGCAGCAGUGCGUGGAAUUUGGGGCAUGUAAUCAAGACCCUACAAUUUCGAUGGUUCAACUCUAAUUGACUGUUCUAUCUGGACAUGACCUCAGCUAACUGCUGUGAACGAGCUGUAGAAAGGUUUUGCCUUGUCAAAAUGUUGCUUGUAGUUUUGAAUUGGUCUUACAAGUUUUAAACCUAAUGAAGCUACCUAUAGUCUUUGGUGUAUGUGUAGCAUUGCCAUGCCUGAGUUAACUAAGUUGUGCUAACUGAGUUGAUCAGUUCGCGAGCAGCUUGAGUUUAACUAGGUCAAAACUUGGUCAAUGUUUGACUCUGCUCAAACUUGAGCUUGAUUCGAGAUCUUAAUGAGUUGAGUCGGACAAGACUCGACUCGAUAAGUUUGCGAGUAACUCGUUAAUUUUUUAAUAUAUCUAUAAUUAAUUAUGCAUUAUUAAACUUUUUUUAAGAAUGAUAUAUGUUAGUUUAGUGUGUUUAUGGAUUGUUACUUUUGUUGUAAUAUGGUGGUUUGGUAUAUUUGUGGAUUAUUAUUUUGGAGUUAAGACUUUGAAAUUGUUUCA
Molecule: messenger RNA, 1929 nt
Organism: Hibiscus syriacus
Lineage: Eukaryota; Viridiplantae; Streptophyta; Magnoliopsida; Malvales; Malvaceae
Product: armadillo repeat-containing protein LFR
Exons: 8
Coding region: 22-1401 (459 amino acids)
Biological process (GO): positive regulation of DNA-templated transcription; chromatin remodeling; regulation of transcription by RNA polymerase II
Cellular component (GO): brahma complex; nucleoplasm; SWI/SNF complex
Molecular function (GO): nucleosome binding
Source: RefSeq, a predicted model, not a curated record